Molecule: messenger RNA, 741 nt
Organism: Solanum dulcamara
Lineage: Eukaryota; Viridiplantae; Streptophyta; Magnoliopsida; Solanales; Solanaceae
Exons: 3
Coding region: 1-741 (246 amino acids)
Source: RefSeq, a predicted model, not a curated record
AUGUGUCAGCCUCCAGUGCUUCGCGAUUGCACUGGUUGUGGUGGAUGGAGUAGAUCAAUCUUGAUUGCUCUUUCAGCAAAAAAUAAGGUUGGGUUCAUUGAUGGUACUCACAAAGAACUAGCUUCAGUUUCACCAGAAUUCAAGCUAUGGAACAGAUACAAUGAUAUGGUUCUAUCAUGGCUGCUUAACUCUCUUUCAAAAGAGAUAGCUGACAAAGGUUCAAAUGACAUUGCUGACUAUUUCACAAAGAUCAAAAUUCUUGGGGAUGAGCUUGAUGCUUUGAACAGUUUUGUCAACUACUUAUGUGACUUCCAAUGUGGAAAAGGAAAAAUACGAAAAAUGGCUAAGUCUAUUCAAGAUGAGAGAUUGAUCCAAUUUAUAAUGGGUUUGAAUAAUGUCUAUGCUGUUGGAAAGAGUAACAUACCCUCUGCGAAUCAUGAUUAUUCAAUCCUAAUGCAAGAUGAAAAUAAAAGGGAGGUGUAUAUGAGCACACACUAUUCAGGAAACUCUGCUUCUUUCUUGGCGACAAACCAGAACAACUUUGGUCAAAGGUCUAGAUAUUAUGAGUUUAAGGGAAAGAAAACCGCUGUGAUCUAUUCUCACUGUAAGAAACCUUGGCAUUUUGUGGAUAAAUGCUAUAAGAUAAUAGGUUUUCCAAGUGAUUUCAAGUUUACCAAGGCAAAGAGGUUCCAGGGAAGUGUGAAGAGCAUUGCUGCUUACAUAGAAGGAACACAAGGAUAA